AGGAGACUAGAUGGGGUUUAUUGAGCGCGCGAAACAGAUUUAAGAUUUAAGCAAGUCAAUGUGGAGUUAAUUGUUGUUUUGGAUUAUAUAAAAAUUUUAAAAGAAUGGCGGCUACAGUAGCUAAAAGCAAGGACAUCGUUACACUAAAGGGAAGUGCAGAGAUGGUCGUAGAAUAUUUCAAUUAUGCAAUAAACAGCAUUCUGUAUCAAAGAGGGAUCUAUGCACCAGAAACCUUUAAAAGAGAAACAAACUAUGGACUCCCAAUGCAAAUGACAGAUCAAGCAGACCUUAAAGAUUAUAUAAGUACAAUUUUAAGGCAAAUUCAAGCAUGGCUAAUUUCCAAAACGAUACAGAAAAUUGUUUUAGUUAUAACAUCAAUUGACACUCAUGAAGAUUUAGAGAGAUGGCAGUUUGACAUUGAAUGUGACAAAGCAGCAUCAACAGAUGUCAGCUAUUUCAAAGAUAAGCCACUGAAGGAUAUUCAAAAAGAAAUUAGAGAGAUUAUCAGACAAAUUGUGGCAACAGUUACAUUUCUUCCAAUGAUAUCAGAUAGAUGUUCAUUUGAUGUUCUUGUGUAUACCGACAAAGAUGAAGAAAUACCUCUUGAUUGGGAAGAAUCAGACCCACAUUUCAUUGCCCUUUCACAAGAAGUCAGACUGAAAUCACUUUCAACUGGGGUACACAAAGUAGACACAGUCGUGGCAUACAAAACUGACACAGACUCUUGAAUCAUGUUGAGUAAAAUCAUAAAAUUUACAAUUUGGUCGUUAUUUUCAUGUAUUGCAACUUAUCAUUACAGCUAUGUUAGAUAUA
Rhopilema esculentum is the source of this 813-nucleotide messenger RNA. Lineage: Eukaryota; Metazoa; Cnidaria; Scyphozoa; Rhizostomeae; Rhizostomatidae. The record is from RefSeq and is a predicted model, not a curated record.